This is a messenger RNA of Vigna unguiculata (cowpea), 2099 nucleotides long. RefSeq names its product synaptotagmin-2-like. Gene Ontology annotation, cellular component: endoplasmic reticulum. The record is from RefSeq and is a predicted model, not a curated record. Gene Ontology annotation, molecular function: lipid binding. Lineage: Eukaryota; Viridiplantae; Streptophyta; Magnoliopsida; Fabales; Fabaceae.
UCUUUAUUGCACUUGUAUCAUAACAUUAAGAAAUUCAACUUCUUUGUCUUUUCCACUCAUUUUUUCAUUGGCACUCAAAAUGAAUAUACUCAUCCACAACAAUAGGAGGGCACUCACUGAAAGCAUUUCUUGAUUUGGAUGGUUCCCCUUUGGUUAUGGAAGCAACUUAACUCUCUUCCCUCUGUUCUUGUUUUCCACAUUGUAGCAGAGAGAAAUUUUCUGUGGUAGACAAAGAUAUUAAAGAUGGGAAUUUUGAGCACUAUAACAACUUCUUUAGGAUUUGGAGUGGGAACUUCAAUUGGGCUAGUGAUUGGCUACUAUAUGUUCAUAUACUUCCAGCCAACUGAUGUUAAGGAUCCAAUAAUUCAACCCUUGGUUGAGGUAGAUCCCAAAGCUCUACAACAGAUGUUUCCAGAGAUACCCUCUUGGGUUAAAAAUCCAGACUAUGACCGUCUUGAUUGGCUUAACAAAUUUAUUGAGUAUAUGUGGCCUUAUCUGGACAAGGCAAUUUGCAAGACUGCAAGGACUAUAGCAAAGCCCAUUAUUGCUGAGCAAAUUCCUAAGUACAAAAUUGACUCAGUUGAAUUUGAAGAACUUAACUUGGGUUGUCUGCCACCAACUUUUCAAGGAAUGAAAGUCUACACUACUGAUGAAAAGGAGUUGAUCAUGGAACCAUCAGUGAAGUGGGCUGGGAAUCCUAAUAUUACUGUUGUAGUUAAAGCAUUUGGGCUUCGAGCCACAGUGCAGGUUGUUGAUCUGCAAGUAUUUGCUUCUCCACGUAUAACUCUGAAGCCUCUGGUUCCAAGUUUCCCAUGUUUUGCCAAUAUUUACGUGUCUCUCAUGGAGAAGCCUCAUGUUGAUUUUGGACUAAAACUUCUUGGAGCUGAUGUAAUGUCUAUUCCUGGUCUUUAUAGGAUUGUCCAGGAAAUCAUCAAAGAUCAAGUUGCAAAAAUGUAUCUAUGGCCAAAGGCAUUAGAGGUUCAAAUAAUGGAUCCAACAAAGGCCAUGAAAUUGCCAGUUGGAAUUCUUCAUGUGAAAGUUGUGGGGGCAGAGAAGCUUAAAAAGAAAGACAUACUAGGGGCAUCAGACCCUUAUGUGAAACUCAAACUCACAGAAGAGAAACUUCCUUCAAAGAAAACAACCGUGAAAUACAAGAAUUUGAAUCCAGAAUGGAAUGAGGAAUUCAGUAUAGUUGUCAAAGAUCCAGAAUCUCAGGUCUUGGAGCUAAUUGUUUAUGACUGGGAGCAGAUUGGGAAGCAUGAAAAGAUGGGUAUGAAUGUGAUUCCAUUGAAAGAGAUUACUCCUGAUGAACCAAAAGUGAUGACUCUAAAUUUACUCAAGACCUUGGACCCUAAUGAUCCUGAGAAUGAAAAGUCACGUGGACAACUCACUGUAGAAGUUCUGUACAAACCCUUUAAGGAGGAUGAGUUACCUCACAAUGCAGAAGAUUCCAAUGCAAUAGAAAAAGCUCCAGAAGGAACACCUGCAAGUGGUGGUUUACUUGUUAUCACUGUCCAUGAAGCUGAAGAUGUUGAAGGAAAACACCACACAAAUCCGUUUGCACGGUUGCUAUUUAAAGGAGAAGAGAGAAGAACUAAGCAUGUAAAGAAAAACAGAGAUCCAAGAUGGGGUGAGUCGUUUCAGUUUAUGCUUGAGGAACCUCCCUCUAAUGAGAGACUAUAUGUUGAAGUGCAAAGUGUGUCCUCAAAGCUUGGCCUUCUGCAUCCUAAGGAAAGUUUGGGUUACGUGGAUAUAAAAUUGUCUGAUGUUGUUACCAACAAGAGAAUCAACGAGAAGUAUCAUCUUAUUGACUCAAGAAAUGGAAGGAUUCAAAUUGAGCUUCAGUGGAGAACUCCAUGAUGAUGAUGGCAUUGCAUUCACAAAAUGUCCAAAGUACAUAAUAAUUCUGUAAAGCAAGCACUCUUUCUUUUGAUAAGGUUUGGAUGAAACCUAUCAAACUUGAUGAAUCUUUGGGUCACUGAGAAAAUAGGAAGUGUUGUUCUAUUGUUUAUAGACAGAAUCACACCAGAGACUUCACACUAUCUUAUGAGUUACACACUCAUAUAAUAAUAAUUUCAGUGAUGUUUAAGUUGUGUUCA